AUGAACUUACGUACGCUUCAUUGCUGCCGAUUCUCUCCAAAAGGUGGUGAUUCUGGUGAUUCUCUUCGUGGUGAACUUGUCUGGACAAUCACUCUUUUUUCUCUUUGUACUCUUCCUAACACUCUUGUCAUGGGUGUCCCUCUUUUGAAGUCCAUGUAUGGAGAAUUCACAUCACCUCUUAUGGUUCAAAUAGUGUUCUUGCAGAGUGCAAUUUGGUACACUUUGAUGUUGUUCAUGUUUGAAUAUAGAGGUGCAAAGAGACUCAUUGCUGAGAAAUUUCCUGAAACAGCUGCCUCUAUUUCAUCUUUCAAGGUUGAUUCGGAUGUUGUCUCUCAGUGGUUCUACAGUGGUGCAUCACCGAACAAAGAGCUUCACAUGUUUGUUUGGAGUCCAAGUGUCUCCUCUAAUCCUUCUGAUAGAUAUUUGAGACCUGAUGAAAUAAAUGGUAAAGUACCCACCAACUCUGAUUCUUUGGUUAUUGAUUCUUCAAAUCCAGCGCAGCUCUGUAGCGUGACAAUAUCAUUGCUGCAUGCUUCAACAGGUAUACCAUGGGUCAUCUUUGGAAUGGUGGUUGCGUUGCCUGUUACAAUUAUAUAUUAUGUGCUUCUCGAGCUUUAA
Messenger RNA from Dovyalis caffra, 618 nucleotides. The record is from the annotation of a GenBank genome assembly. Lineage: Eukaryota; Viridiplantae; Streptophyta; Magnoliopsida; Malpighiales; Salicaceae.